GUCAAUGCGGAAGUGUGCAGAAUGUUUUCCUUUUUCAUUCAGUGGAUUUUUUUCUGUUCAUCAGGAAGAUCGAGGUCGUGAUGUUCAGGUUAACACUUAGUUAAGGUUACCAGUCUGUUAGUUAAGAUUUAAAGUCUGUUAGUUGAUCUGGUUAGUUAAGAUUUAAAGUCUGUUAGUUGAGUUUAAGUUAAACCCUGUUGGUUAAGGUUACCAGUCUCUUAGUUAAGUUAAGAUUUAAAGUCUGUUAGUUAAGGUGGAGUUAAGGCCUGGUAGUUGAGCUGGUUAGUUAAGGUUAGCAGUGUGUUAGUGAUGGCAGAGAGGAGCAGUGCAGCUCCGGCUGCUCGCACCAUGCUGCAGCAGUGUCUUCAGGCCAGACUCCAGGUGAAACCUGCAGAGGAACAGUCCCACGCUCAGUUUGUCCAGAUCGACAGAGGAAUGGUGAUCUACAUCUGUUUCUUUAAAGGAGCCACAGACGACAUCUUGCCCAAGAUGGUGUCCGCUCUGUUGAACCUGCGGCUGUGCGAGUCCGACUCGGGGAAGAUGGUGUCGGUGCUGGAGCUGCCCGGCAGCCUGCUGAUCGUCCCUCAGGCCACGCUGGGCGGCAAAGCCAAAGGCAGGGCCAUGCAGUACCACAACAACAUCGGCAAAGAGGAGGGGCUGCGGCUGUACGGCGCCUUUGUUUCUCUGUGCGAGAAAGAACUGACGGCUGCUGCUGCUUCAGCUGGAGUGACGGUGAAACACGGGACGUAUGGAAACAGACAAGUGCUGAAGCUGGACACCAAUGGACCGUACACACAUCUGAUGGAGUUCUGAGUUAAAGAUGCACAUUUAAUGCUUUUGUCUGUUUAUUAAAGGAUCAUUCUGGUAUCAGGAACAAUAUUGAACUUUUUCACGACACACCAGUAGAGCUGGAGCUUUUUGUUUAACCCGAAACAGUUGUGAUGUCAUCACCCUGUCUUCCUCUACCUUGGUCUUUUUCUGAGGUUCUUAUGUGAAACUCUUCAUUUCUGUGUCAGACUGUGACAAUCAUCGCUGCAGCCGAUAAUAAUGAUCCUGGAGACUGAUUCAAAAUACGUGUUGGUGACAUUAGUGAUAGAUUGUGUUGCUCUAUGGGUCCUCCGGACCUGCAGGGGGCACUCUGGUCUGGUUCAGGAAAUGGAAAUGAGCAUUUUGAAAGAUUGGGUUACUGCAGCUUUUUACAACCUGCACUUUCUUCAUUUGUCAAGUUAUCAGCAAGUUUCCCUCAUUUUCCUCAAAAUGCUAAAAUAAUAUUGUUUAAAUAAUAAAUGUUUAAAAUUCAACAGGCAACAACAACUAAAACUGAGCAAAUUCAAUCAGAAUAUACACAAAACAAUUCAAAAGUAAAAUGUAUAAACUAAAUGAAAAUGUGAAUGAAAUCUAAUGAGUCUGCCAUGUGGGAACGAAUCCAGUGAUACUGCUGACAACUUCCAGUUUUUAUCCGUUUGAAAGAAUCUAAAUAAAACAAUAGUAUCUUUCAAAAAUAUACUGAAUCUCUGGCUGGUUCUUAGCAAUUUACAGUUGUGUGAAAAAGUGCAAAU
This is a messenger RNA of Paralichthys olivaceus (Japanese flounder), 1559 nucleotides long. The record is from RefSeq and is a predicted model, not a curated record. NCBI's taxonomy places the organism in Eukaryota, Metazoa, Chordata, Actinopteri, Pleuronectiformes, Paralichthyidae.